UAGAUGCGUCAGGUAGGUGAGCGAAGGCGGAAGGAGCUGCGGCUGCUGGCUAAUUGGGUCAUGGGAGGCCCGAGGAGUCCGUCAGGCUUCCCCCGAGAAGUCAGCAGGCGCGUUAAUUUGGAGAGAAGCUGAGAUUUCCUCUGUAGCAGAGCGACCAUCUGUCAGAGAAGCGGGGUGUUGUCCACAUCGCCGUGUACAGGAGAAAAGCUGUUAGUGUCUUCUUGAAGGUGGGGAAUUGGCAAGACCAUGUUAAGAAAGUGAACGUUGGUGGAGAGACAGUACCCGACCUGACAUAAGGGCAGCUAUGUACCAUCAGUUAUGAUAGCGAGAUGUCGCUGUGAUUGAGGAAAGUUGAAGCAGACCGCAAGCCAUUACAGUCAAGAUUGUGGAUUCGGCCACUGCAAAUCGUUCUUUAUAAAAGAACACUACCGUAUCCGCAGAACUCAGUAUGCUACCCGCGGCAGUGAAGCGAUGGCUCUACAAGCCCAAAAGAUCCGACCCACACCUGUUGGCUCAAUUCUUCUAUGCAGAUAAGGAAGUGACUCGAGUGAUGAUAGAGCUGAAUAACGUGCAUAACGACCCCCAAGAGUAUGUGUUGCAACUGAACAAUCUUCGAGCCAAACAGGAUCAUAUGCUGCAGAUAAUUAAUCAAAUCAUGGAUGAAUGCAUCCCCAAUGAGCGACCAAAUCGGGAGUUCCAAGUCAAGUUCCCUGAUGAGGUUUUGCAGGAUCAGCUGGGAGUACAGCUCUGGUUUGCUGCUGAGUGUUUGAUGGCCGGCUCCCUCAUUGAAGUGCAUGAAUCUGAGGUGUUUCUGUUGCGCCCUCUGGCGGAGGACCUGCUGCGCAGUCUGGAGGAAGUGCGAUCGCUUCUCCGGCAACAGUGUUUUACUGAUCACAUGGUCUAUACAGAUGAUAUCAAAGCAUCUCUCAUUCGGUUUGACAGGCUCUUUGCUGAGUUUGAAUACAGCUAUGUAUCUGCAGUGGUCCCCAUCAAGUCUCCCGAGGAGCUCUUCAACCAGCAACAGAUUAUUGUCCUGUUCUGUGAAACUAUAGAUAGGGCACUGAAACUGGGUUACUUGACACAAGAGAUGAUUGAUGGCUUAGAACCUGUCCUGAUGUUCACCAUCCCCCGGCUUGCUAUCAUUUGUGGGCUGAUGAUCUACCCAGAAGGACCUCUCAACUUAGAACAGCAGCCAAAUGACAUGUCCAAGCUUUUUAAACCAUUCUACGCCCUCUUGCAAAAAAUAAGGGACUUGCUUUACGUCCUCACAGAUGAAGAACUGUCUAUGUUGGAGAAGAGCUUGUGUGCUGUGGAAUCUGAGGAUCUCUUCAAUCCCCACAUGAUGUUUCCAAAUCUUUCAUCUCCUCUCCAAAACAACACAUCACCUCAUGAAAUGCUUGAUGAACCGACGCAUGCUAGCGGUGUUUCACCUAUUCAGUCUGGUGCAGAGGAACUUAACCACCCAGCACGUAAUGAGCCAUACUGCAACCAGUCUACCUUGCAUGCAUCUAAUUCGGUCGAGCAAACUCCACAUGAAAUACAACAUCUGUUGGAAGGUUCUAACUUUAUACUUGACAGAGGUUAUGAAAUGUGGGGACAGGAGUUCAGAUGGAUUGUGAAUGUUAACACAGAGGAGGAGGCACAGAAUCAGAAGGGCAUGAUCUUCGCAAAUCACUCCAUGUCAUCGUCAUCUACUUCCAGUGAUAGCCUGACUGAUUCCAAUAGCGUGCAGUUCUGUUGCGUUGCAACUAAAAGCCUUCAUUCAGAAACUGACCAUCCAAAGUUCCUUGAUGGUUGUGAGAUGGUAGGUACAUCCACAAUGACUACAAUUCAAGCUCCUAAUUCUCCAGGUGACUGCCAUGUACUAACACCUUCCAAACAAGAUCAUGCUGCUCAUUUCUUAAAUGCUGAUUGUCCAGAUGACCACACUGAAAAUCACAAACUGGGGGCAGCUUCGUUUCUUGGAGCAAGCCCAGAACGGAGCAAUUUUUCCAGAAGCAUCUCAAAUACUCUGGUGCCUGAACAGCCACGUAUGAGUGACAGCAGAUUGCCUGAAGGACAAGAUGAGCCUCAUGUUGUGGAUUGGGAAAUGGAAAGGGAAGCAGUACAAGCUAUGAAGACCUUGCUAAGAGAGGAAAUAAGAUCACGGUACCAGAACAGCAGUGACAUGCUUCACCGGCUCUUUGUUUGUAUCUCGGGAGUGGCAGACCAACUACAAACCAACUUUGCAGGAGACCUUCGACGGAUUCUAAAAACUGUCUUUGAGAUUGUGACAUCAACACCAGAAAGGAAUGAGGACAACAUGGAAGAGGAAAAAGAGGAGGAGCAUGUUAAUGCAGAACCCUCCUUGGAAGAUUGCGCAUUGUGUCAGGAACCGUGUUCAUCCAGAACUUCCAAUUUAAGCAUCACUAAACCAGAAGUACCUCCAGAGUGGAUUGCUGAUUCUGCCUGCAAUCAAUGCAUGUCUUGUAAAGCACCAUUUACAAUUCUCAGGAGACGGCAUCACUGCAGAAACUGUGGCAAGAUCUUCUGCUCCCGCUGUUCCUCCCAGACGGCUCCUUUGCCUUGGUAUGGACAGAUGAAGCCAGUCCGUGUAUGUUCACACUGUUACAUGUUUCAUCUCACUUCCUGUUACUCCAACACAUCUACGUGUUAGGCUGCUGUCAAAAUGGUAGAUUUGCUAUGAGAAAAGCUCUGGAAUAAACCUUCAGCAAUUUGGUUCCAGCGUCACAACAUUAUCAACUUUCCCACAAGUAAUCUAAUUUCCCAGGACCAAUUUUGUUAUACAAAUCAAUGUUUUUGAUUGUCGUGCAGAUCUAUAAAUAACUGCUGACAUGAGCACUUUCUACCUGGAGUAACUUAAAAGUAUCAAUGGUGCCUUCUCCACUGGGAAAUUAUUUUGUGGUUUUAAGGGAGCAGGUCAUCAGAGAAUCUAAAUUCAACUGUUUACAACAAUAUAAUUUGCUUAAGCUUUAAUUAACAUAAAUCCCUAAUGUAUCAGCAUUAAAAAGUAGUUGGGGAGGGGAGCAUCUAACCUUCCUGAGGCCAAGCAUUAUCCUUUGUUACAACGUUAUUUCUGAUGGGCUUAUAGUGAUCUAUCCAGAUAACAGGACAUUAUUGCAAUUGUGGGUUGUAGUUUUUCCGUGGAUCCAAGCAGAAUGCAUUCAUUUCCCCAUUUUAAGUUUCUCAUGUCAUUCUAUGUAAAGUUUGAAACAAUAUACGCAAUUGGUUCUUGAACUCUAUUAAAAUAAAGAUGUAUAUGAAGAUGGGUUUUCAAACCUUUUUAAGAAUGUUUUGCCUUCAGAUGGAAAGUGAACUUGCCAGUUCUGAUAUAAUGCACUGAUUUUUUUUUUAAAUGAAUACCCUAUCCAUGAUCUACCUUUGUUAUUUCCAGCCCCUAGUUAUGUUUCUGUGGUUAAUGCACUUCUGAAAUAUUACUCAAAUAUGCUGCUAAAUACCUCAAAACAUUUACACUGAUCCCAUUUGAAACUGCAGUAGGGGGAUAGUUUUAUAACUUCAGGUUAACUGGGUAAUAGGAAAUGCUCUCUAGAGAAUAUAUUUUCUAUUUCUGAAUGUAUGCAAUAAAUGACUUUAUUUGCAAGUCUAAUUCUGUUUGCAGAGAUGGGAGACUUUGUUUAAAAAUCAUCCUGUAAAUAUUAUAUUGUGUCUGUCCAUCUCUUCAUCCUUCAAUGUUUAGAUCUUCAACUUGUCCAAUAAUUUCUAUUUUGGAUUAUCUUGAAUGGGUAAUAUUUUUCUUCUCUGGAAACUAAGCCUAAUAUAGAAUUGUCACCAAGGCUGUAUCUUGAUCUCUCUAAAGACGAUCAGUUUCACCAUUGUGUGUCAGCCCACCAGUUGCUCUUUGACUACAAUAUUCAGGGACUUGAGCUCACUUGGAUUUACUGAAAUUCUUCCCUCAGUUAAUUAUGUUUAAAAAGUAAAUUUUAUGGUGGCAUUCCUGAGUCAAAGUAGCCAGUACUUUAAAAGUCUAUCCAUUACUAAUGCCUAACAAAAGAUGGAAUGUCUUUUGCUGUGGUCUAUAGGUAACACUUAUCACUACAGUAAUAUAAUCAUCAGCAUAAUCACAGGGAAAAUGCAUAUGACAUUUUGCCUUGUACAUGUAUUGAAUUCUGAUCCCAUUUCUCAUGAUUCCAUCUUUUUAUAAUUUAAUUAUUUCAGAUUUUCAAAUAAAGUUUUAAAAAA
Molecule: messenger RNA, 4200 nt
Organism: Hypanus sabinus (Atlantic stingray)
Lineage: Eukaryota; Metazoa; Chordata; Chondrichthyes; Myliobatiformes; Dasyatidae
Product: lateral signaling target protein 2 homolog
Exons: 13
Coding region: 449-2656 (735 amino acids)
Biological process (GO): negative regulation of epidermal growth factor-activated receptor activity
Cellular component (GO): early endosome membrane
Molecular function (GO): metal ion binding
Source: RefSeq, a predicted model, not a curated record